UUGGUGGCGCUGAUAAGGAGAUGAGGAUUGAUGAGGGUUGAUGAAUAACAGGGCAGGAGCGGCCGAAGGAUGACAGGGAUGGGGCAAGGGGGUCGCAAUCAUGUCCAGAUCGGGGAGGUGCGAAGGAACGGGCCAAGCCUUGGGGUCAGCAAAGACCGCCAAGAUUGCAACGCCAGAGGUACCCCACCCUAACGGCGCCCACUGCCCAAUACGUCCUCUUCCCCCCUGUCUUUGCCCUCCUGUAAUAAGUAAUAUGCCAUCAAUAUGCCAAUCCAAGUCAGCUAGAGGCUUGGUUAGAGGCUUGGGGAGCUGUGCCAGGAACAGAAGGAGCUUCGUGUCUUGGGGAAGCACCCCUCGGCUCCAGAGCCUCUCCGACCUUGUUCCUCCUUCCCUCAGUCCACCACUCCAUCGUCGCUUGCCACCGGUGGCGUAUGAGAGGCUUGACGCUUUGCGCUUUGCGGGCUUUGCCGCCGUUACGGGCACCGUACCGCCCGAACUCUCACCACUCGGGCACUUGUCCCCAGACUCCGGCGGAGGCUUCGCGUCGCUCGAGACUAGCGAGUUGCGACAUGCCGGGUGUCUGCUGAUCGGCCCACGUUCGAUUCCUCUUCGGUCUUCAUAG
Eremomyces bilateralis CBS 781.70 is the source of this 622-nucleotide messenger RNA. RefSeq lists its product as uncharacterized. The transcript has 3 exons. Lineage: Eukaryota; Fungi; Ascomycota; Dothideomycetes; Eremomycetales; Eremomycetaceae. Bases 101 to 622 code for a protein of 173 amino acids. The record is from RefSeq and is a predicted model, not a curated record.